Molecule: messenger RNA, 3645 nt
Organism: Plasmodium fragile
Lineage: Eukaryota; Apicomplexa; Aconoidasida; Haemosporida; Plasmodiidae
Exons: 3
Coding region: 1-3645 (1214 amino acids)
Source: RefSeq, a predicted model, not a curated record
AUGAAAAAUGAUAACGCAGUAGUUUACAAGAACAAUACUUGGAGCAUAUACAACAACAAGCCCAACGCCCCUGGGAAUAAGAAAAAAAGCCGAGUGGAAUACCUGACACAGUUAGGGAAGGGACAACUGUUUGACGAAGCGGCGAACGAAAAUGAGAGUAAGCAAAGCGAAGUCACGGACAUGUACAUCUACACAGGCAAGGGUGUAGAAAAGGUGUCAAUAAACACAGCGACGACAGAGAAAAAAAACGAAAUAAACAAAAAUAAACGUUAUCAGUAUUUAAAGGACAAAAUAACGAAUGCAUUAAAAAAUCAGGAAAAGAUAAAACAGAAUACCAAUGAGAAUGAGUUUCCAAGUGCUAGCGAAAAUGAUCCCACAGAUGUCUUCAUUUUUGAUAAACUUAAAAAUGAAAUAAACAUUUUGAACAGCAAGGGGCUAAAUGAAGAGGAGUACAAAAAGGGAACAUAUGAUCCCACAGUGGAUAGCCAUCCUGUGGAGGGGUCAUCAUUUCCUCAUACAGAUGGACGUACAACAGAAGAUAUUUUUCCUGGUGCAGAUGUGCAUGUAGAAGCAACUUCUUUUGUCACGUCCAACAAUGUAGGAGAAGAUUUCGGUUAUGUAAGAGACGACGUGGGGAUUCCACCUGAUCAAGGCGGGUACCACCAUGAGGAUGAAAAUAGAGAGGAUGAGGAACCUUUGUACAAAAAAGACGAACGUGAGCUUGCGAUCCAAUCGGAGGAUCACACCCACAUUGACGAUGAUAAAAGGGGAACUCCAAAUGAGGCAGAACCCAAAGAGGAAGCAUCCAUCAAACCGAAUGGUGAGUUUUUCAUCUAUACGGAAAAAUGUAGUGACAUCAGCAGCGAAUCGGAUGAUGAAAUUUAUUCUGAGUCCGAAGUGGAUCCCCCCAAAUGGGAAAGCCAACCCGAAAGGGGAAACUUCAUGUCGCGUUUGGACAACCAAACGAGGGAUAUAAAAAACAGGGCAAACUUCCAAAGAGAAAAUUUUGUAAAAAAGUGUAAAAACGGGACACAGGCGGUGUACAAAAGAGGGGUAUACGAAGGAGGAUCGCCGCAAAGACAAUCCCUCCAAAGAGGCUGGUAUGAAAAAGGCCUCUAUGAGAACAGCUGGAGCGAGGAAAGCCAAGGGGAAUACAGCUCGUACAAGGACCCACCGAGAAAACAUGUGGCAAAUGCCCAUCCACGCGAAGAACUCCACAGUGUGCAAAAACAAAUGCACCAACUCAACAUGCAAAUUAACAAUGUAAAGGAUAAAAUGAACAUAAUCAACACUAAGAAAAACGGAAUAAUAAACGUGUUGAAUAAAAAAAUUAAUAUUUUGAAAAACAAACUGAGCGAUAACUACGUCAAUAAUAUAAACGAUGACAUAAAUAUUGUCAACAGUCAAAUCGACAUUUUAUUUAUAAAAAAAAUUAACAAAAUGUACAAACAGGUAGAUUCCUACGUGAAAAAUAUAAACGAUCAGAUAGGGAAAAAUUUGUCCACCCAUAGAACCCUGGAAGACAAUAUAGAUUCCGCCCUGUACAGCCACAUACAAAGACAAAUAAGCAACAUAAAGGUCCAAGUAAGGAAUUUACAUGACCAGUUGAAUAGUCAUAUGUAUCAGCAGAAAAGCAACAAAAUGUUUAACCAAAUGAAUAGUCAAAUUAAUAACACCAAUAAUCAGAUUGGUCGGCACCUCGAUGGUCAGCUGCAUAGCGAAAGAGGAGGACUCCCAGGGAUGGACUUAAAACGGAUAAUUCCAAAUGAACAUUGGAAUCAUGAGAGAAACUCAAAAGGAUCACUCACUGUGGAAGAAGAAGAAGAUCUGUCUUUUGCAUCAUAUGAAAAAAAAAUGCACAACAAGAGAAGGAUCCUUACGGAGCAAGAUUACCUCUACAGGGGUAACCCCUUUUGUAAGAAUACCGAUCAAGACCUGUACCCACAAAUUAACUUCAGCAAUGCAGAUGAGGGUAGUGAUGCAUAUGAGGACCAGAACUAUUAUAGCCGCGUUAGUAAACACCACAAUGGAGGUGCUUUUAACGUGGGAGAAUAUGUAAUUGAAGGAGAGUCCUUUGUUUCUGACGCUAGCGCUGCAAAGUAUGGAACCCAUCGCGGGAAAAUCACCCGAGGUGGAAGCAAAGGGUACAACUCAAGUGAUAGCUGUAGAAGCAGAAAUUCAAAAAGGAGGAAAACGAGAAAUGAUAAUGAACCAAAUUAUGAUCACCUUAAAAGGAAGAACAAAUUAAUUAACCUCUUUAAUCGUAAUAUGGAGUGGGAAACUAAUAAGUUCGGUGAUGGCAUGGACAAGGUGAAGGCUCAAUCGGAGAUCAACGCAGACGGUGUGCGCAGACGAUCUGCCUUUGAAACGGAUGACCACACAGGUCUACGCUUCGAUGAAUAUGCAUUCGGAGGUCAAACUGUAAACUAUACAAAUGGAGAUAGUCUUAUGCACGACGAGGGACCGUGGGCGAAGUUCGGCCAUGAAAGUGGUCAAGUGGGUACGGUCGAAGCGGUGGAAGUGAUUGAUGUGGAUGAAGUCAUCCAAGCGGCACGUGUAGUUGAAGUGCCGGACGUAAUCGAAGUGACAGACGUGACAAACGUGGUAGACCCGACCAAACCGGAGGAACCUCCUGACAAGAGAGCGGAUGCAGGGGAGGUGUACAACCCCUUCAGCGACCAGAAGCUAAUGUAUUUGAAAAAAAAAUUAAUGCAGAUGGAUUUAUUUAAAAAGAAUCAAAAACGGAAAAAUGAAGAGGAUGGCAUAAACCAUGGCGACUUGAAAACAGAUGCCAGCGAACAAGCAAACGAAAUGGAGAAAAGGAUGGUCCCUAUGGAAGUAGCCAAUGGGUUGCAUGAAGAGGUCGAAUUCGUGUCUCACACAGAAAAGGGGGACACGUUACAGAAUGGUCCACAAUCAACUUGUAAAACGGGCAGGUUCAUGUUUGUAGAGGAAAGGCAAGCAACGGUAGUUGGUGGAAGCACUGGCGAUGCGUAUGUUAGUUACAAUGCAAAGGACCACUGGAAACGGCCAGCUAGCCAAAACGACAGAAGCAGGGAAAUUUACCCAAACGGAGAUAGGAACAGUGCAAAUGAAUCCAAAGACUUUGUGUCAAUGUUUCAUAAACUGGUUCCCACAGAAGGCAAAAAUGGACAAAGCGAACAUAAGGGGCAAAAUAAUGUACCUCAUUAUUGUGGCAACAUCGGUGAAGACAAAGUAGCCGACAAUUUUUGCCUCAGUGAGAAGUCCACUUUCCUUCAUGAUGGUGACCAGCGGAACGUGGACCCAGGAGGAGACAACGUAGAUAUGUUUAGACAUUUUUUUUUUUUAAAAGACGAAAUGAAGGGUUCGGAAAAUGUGGAGGACAUGAAUAGCAUGGAUAAUACAAGUAAUGAUCAAAACGAAGUAGAAAACAAUUGGAACCGAUGGAAAGAACAAAGUAUAUAUCCUAGUGCUAGCGAAACAACAUAUGACAAUUGCGGACACAGGAAAAAUGCGCAGCUCACGAAUUCUUUUACCAUUGACCAAAUUUGUGACUACACGGUGGAUUAUUAUCACCAAAUGAGCGAAUCAAAGGAGGCGGCAAACGGCCCCAACACCAACGUAUCAGGAGUGCUCAAUGGGAAUAACCAAAUGAAUUCUUAA